Saccoglossus kowalevskii is the source of this 1969-nucleotide messenger RNA. Its product is annotated as ADP-ribosylation factor GTPase-activating protein 2-like. Gene Ontology annotation, biological process: COPI coating of Golgi vesicle. Gene Ontology annotation, molecular function: GTPase activator activity. NCBI's taxonomy places the organism in Eukaryota, Metazoa, Hemichordata, Enteropneusta, Harrimaniidae. The record is from RefSeq and is a predicted model, not a curated record.
AUGGCCGAGCCAACGAAGACCGAUAUCCAGGCGAUUUUUAAACGUCUUCGGGGAGUUCAGACAAAUAAGAUAUGUUUUGACUGCCGUGCUAAGAAUCCUACCUGGGCCAGUGUUACCUAUGGUGUGUUUCUGUGCAUUGACUGCUCUGCUACCCAUAGAUCCCUAGGAGUACAUGUCUCUUUCAUCAGAUCCACACAAUUAGAUACAUCAUGGACAUGGCCUCAAUUACGGGCAAUGCAAGUGGGUGGCAAUGCCAAUGCUAUUGGAUUUUUCCGUCAACAUGGUUGUAAUACGAAUGAUACCAAUGCAAAGUACCACAGCCGAGCUGCACAGUUAUACAAAGAUAAACUUAAAAAGCUUGGAAACGAUGCUAUGAGAAAAUAUGGUGCACAGUUGCACAUUGAUGGAGUAGGUAGCCAGUCACCAGUCGUUAAGGAAGUUGAUUUUUGGAAGGAGCACACAGAGCCGGAGCAGCCUGUGGAGCCAAUGAUCCCUGAGAACGACGAAGUGGAAGAUAAUGGUAGUAGUAUUGCUUUGUCUCGUCCUAUAGCAAUAAAAAAUGGCAAUGGGCUUGCUAGAGCCGCAAAUCUUUCCCCUGGAAAAGAUGAAGGCAGUGAUGUUGACCAGAGAGCACCUAACGUAGAAGCUGCUUUAAGCAUGUCACCAACUACUGCUAUGGCUAAAGCUGAACCUAGGAAAUCUACCAUUGGACAAAGAAAGCCAGCUAGUGCCAAAAAAGGGCUCGGAACCAGGAAAGGUGUAGGAGCACAGAAAGUAAAAAUAGAUUUUGACGCGAUAGAAUCACAGGCCCUCAAGGAAGAUAUGAAACGACAUGAAGCAGCAACAAAACCAAAGUCACAAGAUGAAAUAAAUGCAGAGGCUGCAUCUAUGCGGUUAGCAUACCAAGAUCUUAGUUUACAAAAGAAGAAAGAGGAAGACAAGCUGAAAAGUGCUGAUCCAAAGAAAGCACAGCAAAUGGAGAGAUUAGGAAUGGGAUUCAGUGGAAGAGGGGGAGUGUCUCAUUCAGCACUCUGCGAUAUGUCAACAAUAGAACAAGUCAACCCCGUGCAAUCUGAAAGACUUUCUUACAACAGACGCACUGACAUUCUAGAAGAAUAUGAUAUUGGAUUUACAAGUAGAGGCCCACCAAGGUAUUCUGAUACUCCGUUUGACAGAUCUGUUGACGACUCUAAAGAUGGAUGGGACAAGAUAGAAACUCCUACAACUUCCUCAGUUUUGAGUAUAUUAGAAGAAGCAGAAAAAGAAAAAGAACAGAAAACAAGAUCAAAGAAUAAAGAUUAUGAACCCUCAUCAGCUGCCCCAGGUAGUGACGCUCAGAAGAAGUUUGGAAAUGCCAAAUCAAUAUCAUCUGAUCAGUUCUUUGGAGGUGAAUCUUCGUACGAAACUCGUGCUAACCUAUCCCGUUUUGAAGGCAGUGCCAGUAUAUCUAGUUCUGACUACUUUGGUGAUGGUCGUUCUCAAACGCCUAGUUCCUAUUCUGCCACUGCUGGUGGAUUUAGUGAUAUCAAAGAUGGCAUGAAAGAAGGAGUCGUUCAAGUAGCUGGAAAAUUAUCUAGAUUAGCAAAUGGUGUCAUGACAUCGAUACAGGAUCGCUAUGGUAAUAGUUAGAUGGAUAAACACUGUAGCAAUCUUGGUAGUGCCCUGAAGAGUGAAUGCGUAUUGGUCAUACUGUGUACAAAGAAUUUACGUAACUUAUUAUUUAUCUAUUGAAAAAAAAAUAUUGAUUACACAUGUAGAAUUCUUUUAAAACUUGUUACUAUUUAUCUUGUGCAAUUGUUUACAGGAUUAUGGCUCAUAGUGACUGAUCAUUCCUUUGAAGACUGCCCUCACAGUAAUAGGUGGAUUCUUUUGUUUUUAUGUAAAUCAGGAUGUUCAAAGAAAUCAGGCUGAAGUUUGCAGUACGAUUAAUGUACAGGGAGGGAGGGGGUUGUGCUGAGUUUGCUUACAA